Messenger RNA from Symbiodinium necroappetens, 528 nucleotides. The record is from the annotation of a GenBank genome assembly. Lineage: Eukaryota; Dinophyceae; Suessiales; Symbiodiniaceae.
AUGGGCAAGGAUCGCUUCCUCCAUUGGGAAAUCGCCGUGCUGGAUCCUUCGUUUGAGGAUAUCCUGGACGAGAUCAAACAACAAGAUCAGGCAUUUGCUGAGCAGAAAAAGAUCUGCUCCGAGCUGACAGCAGUGCUCAAGAAGCGGAUGUCUGGCCGGGCGAAGGAAUUGGGCCUGGUCGUCGAGCCGGAGGAGGUGUCCCACCUCGAGGCUCCGCAGCAGAAGGCCGCUCGACAGCUUACAGCAGCUGAGCCUCCUGAGGAGUUCAGCACACCGGAGCGGGCCGACCGAAGCGCAGCUCAUAAGGCUGGGUCGCUUGACGUCUACACCCCCGAGCCAGUCGCAAAGGCAGAAGUGUCAGAGAUCUCCAGCCGGGGUUCCUCGCCGCCAAGACCCCGCAGGAUCUCUAUGUCCAAGGAGUCAACGGAGUCGAACGGCAAGGCUUCCUUCAUUGGGUAUCCAUCCGAACCAAAGCUCCAGGAGGAGGAUGGUUGUUUCAGCGCAUUCUUGUCCUGUGGAAGGCGGUGA